GUCGACGAAUUUAUCAUAAGCACGCGGCGGAAAAGUGGACAGCAAACUGAGAAAAGUGUCCUCAACAUAUGGAAGCGCUGGUUGACCAUCGCAAUUGCAUCGGGACAAGUCCCGGAUGUGAUCAUCGAUGCACACCACAUCAUCAAGUACCUUAAGUACACCGGCACCCGCAAACUGCUCACCCGAAAUGGUGGCGAACAAGAUCAUGCAAAUGGAUCUUUGCGUGAAGACUUUGAUGUCACAGAGAACACAAUCCUGGACUCCCACCUAUUUCCCGAACAUUUCGAGCAGGUCAAGAAGUCCGUGUUCACGUCCCUCACUCAAUUGCUGUCAGUCAUCAAGGCUCAUCAGUGUUGGACGUGGCAAUGCACCACAUUGAACUGGGGUGACGAGCUCGUCACUCUUCUGCUAUCCUGCAUCCAGCCAUACAAAGUCUUUGUUCCGGACUAUACAACAGCUGAUGGGAGGAGAAGUGGGAAGCCCGACUACAAUUUUGUGCUCCCGCACAAGGACCCACUGAAGUGCCCAAUCAGGGCCCUCGCAAUCUCACUCCAUUACCAAUUUGAUCAAGAGGGCCUGAUGAGCAAGGUCAAUGGCUGGGACUGGUCGCGGUCAGCCACAUGGCGUGAGGUUAAACUCAUGUUUGGAAAGCACGUCGGACAGCCAUCGAGUGGUGAUGCUCUCCGGAAGAUGUAUACAACCAUGCUGGGCCCGACGACAAUCACAUCAAAGAAGAAGCUGCAUCUUGCUCGCUGUACAAUGCCGAGUGUGAUGGAGGACAUGGGGUCUGUGAUUUUUGGCAUGUUCUUCGAGAGCCUAGCUGUCUGUGCCCUGGCUGGGUUCUAUGUUGGGGAGCAGUACAAUGUUCCAUGGGCAACAACUGAUGUCCCGGCUGAGCUACAGAUGCAAAUAUUUCCUUUUGCUGAGGAUGCUCUGGCGAAUCUCCGACAGGCACCCAACAUCAACUACGGCACUGUCAACUUCCUCGAGCUGCUGCAGCUCCUCCGUGGCUACUUCUGGCAGGUUGUUGCUGCAAUCCACCACCCGUUCCCGGACUCUGCCCUUCUGAAAUGGCUGCAUGUUGUGCAGUCCAGUGAGGCCAAGAUGUUCCUUCGGCAGUGGCCAAGGGCCAGGGAAGCUCUCGAGGCCACUGCACAAUCUGACCUUUCCAUCAGCAGUUCGUUUGCGGAGGCUGCCACACAAAGUGCCUUUCUUCUUCGACGGACAGAGCCACUCUCUCCAUCGAAGAAC
Messenger RNA from Suillus clintonianus, 1251 nucleotides. RefSeq lists its product as uncharacterized. The transcript has 9 exons. The record is from RefSeq and is a predicted model, not a curated record. Lineage: Eukaryota; Fungi; Basidiomycota; Agaricomycetes; Boletales; Suillaceae. The annotation marks the transcript as partial. Gene Ontology annotation, molecular function: DNA binding.